Molecule: messenger RNA, 1555 nt
Organism: Anguilla anguilla (European eel)
Lineage: Eukaryota; Metazoa; Chordata; Actinopteri; Anguilliformes; Anguillidae
Gene: nkx3.3
Product: NK3 homeobox 3
Exons: 2
Coding region: 240-1034 (264 amino acids)
Biological process (GO): cell differentiation; regulation of transcription by RNA polymerase II
Cellular component (GO): nucleus
Molecular function (GO): DNA-binding transcription factor activity, RNA polymerase II-specific; RNA polymerase II cis-regulatory region sequence-specific DNA binding
Source: RefSeq, a predicted model, not a curated record
AUAUACUUGACAUUUUUCACACAUUGGCUGUUGAUUGGACCAGAAGGAUUGUCCCUGAAAUUAAAUCACAGCGAGAAAGAGACGAAACAGCGGAAAAAGUAUUAUCGAUGCUUAAACUUCCUUCUUUGGGCGUGUGUUUUGGACUAAUGCGGACGGCUGUCGCCCAGCGGGACCACUGCGAGUCUGGGUUGUAAUUAACGUUAAAAACAAAGAACAGAGAAACAUUUUAAAGGCUUCCAAUGGCACAGAGUGGGCAUUCUUUUUCUAUCCAUGACAUACUAACCCGUGGACCUGAUAAUCAGGAUACCUUUACGGCCAUCAGGGAAUUUCCGCAGCUAUGUGCGCUGGCCCACUCAGAGCUGCAAACGGAUCAUCGAGAAAAUAAGGGAUGCCACGAUUCCACUGUAGCGGAGUGCACGGAACAACAUAACGGAGAUACAAGCAAAGAAUUCCAAACUGUUUGUGGUGGAGGAAUAACCAGCCAGUGCGGGGAAGACGAGGCUUUACCCUACAGCAACCCAUGCGAAGAAGAAUCGACCGGCAUAGAAGCGGAAUAUGAAGAAUACCAUAAAGUGAACCAGAAGGAGGAACAGCACGGGAAAUUGGAGGGCUGCGGCUUCGGCGAUCAACCGAAAUCCACCAAGAAACGGUCGCGAGCGGCUUUCUCUCACACCCAGGUUUACGAACUGGAAAGGCGUUUUAACUUGCAACGGUAUCUGUCCGGUCCGGAGCGGGCAGACCUGGCCGAAGCCCUUAAACUCACUGAAACUCAAGUGAAGAUAUGGUUCCAGAACAGGAGAUAUAAAACGAAACGACGACAAAUGGCAGCUGAACUGGCAACCAGCGCUACACCAGCCAUGGCAAAGAAAGUAGCUGUUAAGGUACUGGUGAGGAAUGACCAGAGACAAUACAGAGCGGAGGAACUGCCUAGCCCACCUCUCAUCCCACUAUACCAGGCCUAUCAGUACUGCCCUUACAUAUACUGCUUUCAGCCUUGGUUGUCAAACGCGGCGCUCUGCGCAGGAUUGCAUUAAAUCAAUAGGCUAUGUUAUGGGUAAUCAAGACGUUAUAGAAUUAUUAAAACGAACCUAACCAACUGUGUCAAACAAACUACUACAUGGGCUAGGCAAUGUUUACACUGAAUCAGACGUGAGCGUUUCAUAUUCGUAUUUCUUGCAUGGGCGACCUUACGCACCGAACUCUUUUAUGGAUAACACCCCUGGGUUACCUAUUCCUCUAAUCUUCCUGGUUAUCUAUUUUUCUAUUUCCCGCGAAUAUAGAGAUGGACGUCAUUGGUAAUAUAGCCUACUUUAAUAUUGACAACCCUAUACCAUCACCUGAGAGUGACGAUUUAUCGUUUUACGCACCUGUUCAUCAAAAAAUAUUGGUUUUCUAUAACUGGUAGGCUGCUAUGUCAAAAAACAAAAUCCCACGACGUGAUAAAUGCACAAUAAACACGAGGAGAUUUUAGGGAAAUGUGGCUGCAUAAUUCAAGCGUGUAAAAUUAUUUUAAUAAUAAAUGCCCAUCUUGAAAGGAUGUAGGCUAUGUUAUUGU